UUGGGGUCCCGCCCCUGAGAGGAGGGCAAGGCCAUGGUAAAAGAUUACAGCUAGGCGCUCCCGAGGUCAGAGGCUUAAGUCUAAGGCACUGAGCGUAUCAUGUUGAAGAUGAGCGGGUGGCAGCGACAGAGCCAAAAUCAGAGCUGGAACCUGAGGAGAGAGUGUUCAAGAAGGAAGUGUAUCUUCAUACAUCACCACACCUGAAAGCAGGUAAACUUAACCUACCCUUUCCCAAAACCAAGUCCUAAGAGAUGCUGCUUAGCCUCCUUUUGCUGAGACCCUAAGAGAUUAUGAAAAGACCUAGAGAAGGUGGGAAAGGAGGGUUUGAAUCUGAGCAAGCUUUUGCUAUCAGGCUGUCUAUUCUCCUGGCUUGUUCCUACAAGGUGAGCAAACCACUUUUCUUAAAGAAUGUCCUAAUGGAAAGAUGGUCCUCAAAGAAAGCCCCAACAAAGACAACUGGUUUGCCUUACCAGUCUUCAGUCAGGGUUAAACUUUCACUAGUCUUCAGUCCCACUUGCAAACUCUAUUGAUAGUUUCCAGGAGCAAUUACCAGGUCAUUUGUGCUCCCUUCUCCUGUGUGGGGAGCUCAGGGAAAUAGUCCUUCAGCUCAGCCUAACCUUGAUGGGGACAGGAAUUUGACUAGUCCUCCAGAUCCCCUAAGCAUGGAUAUCCAGGCACUUUGCUUCUUCAAGUCCUGGGCAAAAGCAAGGAGGGAAUAUUAAUAUAAACUAGGAGUUGAUAAAUUUUAAAGGGCAGGAUAAUAAAUAUUUUAGAUGUUAAGAGCCCUAUGGUCUCUAGCGUGACUCUUCAUCUCUGCCACUGUAGCACCAAAGCAGCCAUAAACAGUAUGUAAAUAAACAGAUGUGGCUGUAUUCCAAUACAACUUUACCUACAAAAACAGGCAUCAGACCAGCUUGCCAACCUGUGGCAUAGACUGUUUGCUACAUGGAGCUUGUUCCAGCCACUCCCCAUUACCCUGCAAAUGUGCUUUUCCAGACUGAUCCAACUGCAGAGAUGGCAGCUGAGUCAUUGCCUUUCUCCUUCGGGACACUGUCCAGCUGGGAGCUGGAAGCCUGGUAUGAGGACCUGCAAGAGGUCCUGUCUUCAGACGAAAAUGGGGGUACCUAUGUCUCACCUCCUGGAAAUGAAGAGGAAGAAUCAAAAACCUUUACCACUCUUGACCCUGCUUCGCUGGCUUGGCUGACUGAGGAGGAGCCAGAACCAGCAGAGGUCACAACCACCUCCCAGAGCCCUCGCUCUCCAGAUUCCAGUCAGAGCUCCCUGGCUCAGGAGGAAGAGGAGGAAGACCAAGGGAGAACCAGGAAACGGAAACAGAGUGGCCAUUCCCCAGCCCGGGCUGGAAAGCAGCGCAUGAAGGAGAAAGAACAGGAGAAUGAAAGGAAAGUGGCACAGCUAGCUGAAGAGAAUGAACGGCUCAAGCAGGAAAUCGAGCGCCUGACCAGGGAAGUAGAGGCGACUCGUCGAGCUCUGAUCGACCGAAUGGUGAAUCUGCACCAAGCAUGAACAAUUGGGGAGCAUCAGUACUCCACUUGGGCCACACUACCCACCUUUCCCACAAGUGGCUACUGACCACCCUCUCACUAGUGCCAAUGAUGUGACCCUCAAUCCCACAUAUUCAGGGGGAAGGCUUGGAGUAGACAAAAGGAAAGGGUCUCAGCUUGUAUAUAGAGAUUGUACAUUUAUUUAUUACUGUCCAUAUCUAUAUAUAUUAAAGUGACUUUCUAUGAG
Molecule: messenger RNA, 1749 nt
Organism: Macaca mulatta (Rhesus monkey)
Lineage: Eukaryota; Metazoa; Chordata; Mammalia; Primates; Cercopithecidae
Source: RefSeq, a predicted model, not a curated record